AAUUAUCUAACGAGAGUACAACCAAAGAAGGUAAAACCGUAAUAGAUAUGGCCGCGGCAACGUCGUCCGGCGCCGGCGGGAGCGGCAGAGAUGGGUCGGCCAAGACCAUGGUGGCCGAUCAAAUCACUCAGUCUGUCCAGUCCACCUCCAAUCUCCUCCACCUCAUGCUCCAAUCUUCCCCUUCUCAGGCCCAACUGCAGAAACUCCCAAAGAGUCUUUUGGCUAAGACCUCGACAAUCAAGAAUACAUCGUUGGUAUUGGAGCAACUGCCUCAGAUAAUUUCAUCAUUGGAUGCGCAUAUGGAUCAAGGAUUACAAUGUGUUCCUCAGCUGAAAACUGUAAUCCAGCUACUCUCAAACAUUGAGAACUGCCAACUUAAGCCUUUAUCCAAUGUUCAGCUUUCUCAAGAGGAGGUUGAACCAGCAUCACAUCCUCUAGAAGCAAGCAAGCAUCCCCUUGCAUGACAUAGUGAAGCCCCAGAGACCAAUUCAAGAUUACCAGGAUCAAUAUGCAUCGUACCAUGAACUUGGACAAAAAUCUAGUGUUCUUUACCGUUGUUGUUGGCUAACGAAAGCAAUUGGUGUGCAAAUCAAAUCCAUCAUGAUGAAGUGAAGGUCAGUUGGCAUCCUAUGAUCUCUUUGAUGCCGCAGUCAUAGUGGACUGCGCAUAAAUUUCGAAUGUUUCAUGUUUUUAAAAUUUUUCUAGCUGCCUUAAAUGACGCAAGUUCUUUUCAGUCUUUUUCAAUAUGUAUUGUGUGUAUAUGCAGACAAAAAUCUUGUCCAAGUUAGCAAAGGACACGGUUGAAAUUGGUAAAUGAAAACAUGUUAUGUUUGACUAAACGAUACAUAGGCCACCAUGUGUAGAAUGUAAUGUCUACUUCUGCCUAAAGAGAAUGAAUAAUUGCAGUGUUUAUUUUGGAUA
Molecule: messenger RNA, 921 nt
Organism: Ipomoea triloba (trilobed morning glory)
Lineage: Eukaryota; Viridiplantae; Streptophyta; Magnoliopsida; Solanales; Convolvulaceae
Product: tobamovirus multiplication protein 2B
Exons: 4
Coding region: 48-464 (138 amino acids)
Source: RefSeq, a predicted model, not a curated record